AUGUCAUACUUUGGACUUCGGGGCAAGUCCCUGAGUAUCGUACUCAGCAUAGUCGCUGCAAUGGCCUUUGCCCUCCAGGGCUACGACCAAGCUGUCAUGAACGGUCUCCUAACCCUGGAUACUUUCGACCGGCAAUUUCCCCGGAUGAAGAACCCUAACAUCGAAGGUACUGCUGUGGCCAUUUACGAAGUUGGCUGUGCUAUUGGAGCUCUUUCUUGCGCUUUCAUCGGCGACAUACUCGGCCAUCGCCGUAUUGUCUUCAUCGCGGGCUGUAUCGUCAUUGUUGGUGUCGCGAUACAGAGUAGCGCAUUUUCUCUCGGCCAGCUUAUCGCUGCCAGAAUCAUUACAGGUCUCGGGGUUGGCGCCCUGACAGCUACCGUGCCUAUGUGGGUAUCUGAGUGCUCCAAUGCCAGAGAACGUGGGCGUCGCGUGCUCCUUCAGGGCUUCUUUGCCAUUGGUGGCAUUGUCAUUGCAGCGUGGAUGGAAUUCGGCCUUUAUUUCGUGAAGGACAACCAAGUCAACUUCCGCUUUCCUAUCGCCUUCCAGGGCCUGUUCGCGGUUAUUAUCACCUCGCUAGUUAUGUUUCUUCCAGAGUCUCCCCGCUGGCUCAUAAAAAAAGACCGCUUCGAGGAUGCAAAAAAAGUCAUGGCUGCUCUCGAGGACCUCCCAUACGACUCUGAGGUCAUCAACGAGGAACUUACCCUCAUCCGCGACGCCUACAUCGAGGAAAAACGCCAGGCUGCGUCUAUCUUCACCAUGGGUCCUGAGCGCCAGUUUCAUCGUGCCGUUCUUGCUGUUGGCCUUGCCAUUCUUGCGCAAAUGUCGGGUGUCAACAUUGUCACCUUUUACUCCACAACCAUCUUCCAGCAGCAGCUACACUAUUCACCAGUAGAAUCUCGCAUUUUCUCUGCAAGCUUGCAGGUCUGGCAAUUCAUUGCUGCCGGGUUCGCCAUCCUGCUCAUCGAUAGGUUUGGUCGCCGCAAGCUGCUCAUGGCUGGUGCGUUGGGCAUGUGUGUUGCCCAGACGUCACUUGCCGGUCUUUUGUCUGACUUGACCAAUAAGUCUGCUACUGAAGCUGCCAUUUCCUUCUACUUUGUCGCCUUGUUUUUCUUCCCUGUCGGUCUCUUCCUUCUUCCAUUCAUGUACGCUGCUGAGAUAUCACCUCUUAGCAUUCGUGCCCAGGUUACAGCCGUCAGUGCCUGUGCCAACUGGCUGUUUAACUUUCUAGUUGCCGAGGUGUCCCCCCAUGCCCUCAAGAACAUUGGUUUUAGAUACUACAUUGUCUACUCCUGCAUUACCUUCUUCACAUUCAUCGUCAUAUACUUCUUCUACCCAGAGACGAAGGGCCGUACUUUGGAAGAGAUCGAUGACAUUUUCAUCCAGUCAAGGGGUAUCUGGGAUCCAGUUAAGGUCGAGAAGAGCCUGCCAGGAGACACUAUAGCUCUGGCGGAGCGCCUUAGAAACGUUCACGAGCAGGAGAAGCAUGAUGCAACACAUGCAGAGAACGUAUAA
Fusarium poae is the source of this 1512-nucleotide messenger RNA. RefSeq lists its product as uncharacterized. The transcript is spliced from 2 exons. The coding region runs from base 1 to 1512 and encodes 503 amino acids. The record is from RefSeq and is a predicted model, not a curated record. Lineage: Eukaryota; Fungi; Ascomycota; Sordariomycetes; Hypocreales; Nectriaceae. Gene Ontology annotation, biological process: transmembrane transport; carbohydrate transport. Gene Ontology annotation, molecular function: carbohydrate:proton symporter activity. Gene Ontology annotation, cellular component: membrane.